Molecule: messenger RNA, 3771 nt
Organism: Neogale vison (American mink)
Lineage: Eukaryota; Metazoa; Chordata; Mammalia; Carnivora; Mustelidae
Gene: LRRC53
Product: leucine rich repeat containing 53
Exons: 4
Cellular component (GO): plasma membrane
Molecular function (GO): protein binding
Source: RefSeq, a predicted model, not a curated record
AUGCUCUUUGCCAUUGUGCUGAGGCUGGUGGCAGCUUGUCCUGCGUCAUGCGUGGUGUGCACCAGAGAUGUAACCCUCUGUCAACAGCUAAACUAUAUAGUAGCAGCCCCUGCGACCACGAAGGUUUUAAUCAUCACUGAUGGAUACCUCUCCGCCAUAGAGAGCACAAAUCUCUCCCUCUUGUUUAAUCUUGCCUUGCUCUCCUUGAGCAGAAAUGGCAUCGCGGACGUUCGGGAAGAUGCCUUGCAUGGCCUCUCAGAGUUGCGGACACUGGUGCUGGAGCACAACCAGAUAUCCAGCUCUUCACUUACUGAUCUCACCUUCAGCGCGCUUCACGGUCUGCAGGUGCUCGUGCUUAGCAAUAAUGCUCUGCAUACCCUGCGGGGGUCCUGGUUCCGGAACACCAAGGGCCUGACCCGGCUCCACCUGGAUGGGAAUCGCAUCACUAACCUGACAGGCACUUCCUUCGGAGGCGUGAAGCUGCACCAUCUUAGGCAUCUGGAUUUAUCUAACAAUUUUAUUUCCUACAUUGGGAAAGAUGCUUUCCAGCCCUUUCCUCAACUACAGGAAGUGGACCUUUCUCGAAAUAGGUUGGCCCACAUGCCAGAUGUUUUCACUCCACUGAAGCAGCUAAUCCUUCUGAGUUUAGAUAAGAACCAGUGGAGCUGCUCUUGUGACCUCUACCCCCUUGCCCAGUUUUUAAGAAACUAUGUUAAGUCUUCGGCUCGCAUGCUCCGGAAUGCCCAGGACCUAAGUUGUCAGUCAUCUGCCGCGGCUGUGGCCACCGCAAAGAGUGUGCUAAAGGUGUCUGAGACCAACUGUGACUCCAAGGUCUCCAACUUCACUCUGGUUUUAAAGAACAGAAGUCCCCUCCUCCCGGGGCAGGAUGUGGUCCUGCUGACUGUCCUUGGCUUUGCAGGAGCUGUUGGUCUCACUUGCCUAGGUUUAGUUGUAUUUAACUGGAAACUCCAACAAGGCAGAGCAAAUGAACACACAUCAGAAAACCUUUGUUGCAGAACCUUCGAUGAAUCCCUGUGUGCUCAUGAGGCAAGAAAUUACCACGCUAAGGGAUACUGUAACUGCCACUUAACUCAGGAAAACGAGAUAAAGGUCAUGUCCAUUGUGGGGUCCAGAAAGGAAAUGCCACUUUUACAGGAAAACAGCCAUCAAGCAGCACUGGCCUCUGAGUCCACAGCCCCUGACGGAUCAUUUAGAAACCUGAAAGGUAAAGACCAUGGGGCAGACAGCACUUUCUUCUGCUUUGGUGGCAGAUUGCUGCAGUCAGGAUGUUCAGAGCCUCCUGGGAAUAUGGCAGCUUUUAAUGAAGCAGGCUUACUUACAAGACAUUGUCCAAAGAGAGUUAAAGAGCUAAGGAAUCAUGAGCCUGGGGAAGUCCAACCUCAAACUUUGCCACAGCAUGUAACAGGAACAUUAGAUAUCAACAAUGACACAUUCAGGAGGAGAUAUGCAACAUCCGCUUCAGUGUUGGCAAGAGAAAGUCUUGAAAAGCAUUUAACAAAUGAAUCAUGGCAGCCUCCAGUAGAAAAAAAAGACAAAGGCUUACAACCUCACAGGCAGAGACAUUUUAUUACAGGUUCAUCAUCCCAGCCUUGUGAGCCUGAGGAACACUGUGUACAACAGAUCUUACAAAAACAUAGAUCAAAAUAUGAUGAUCCUUGUGGACCGUUAAAAUGGAGCAGGCCUAGCUAUUUUCAGCCAAACAGUUCUCUUAUCUGUAAGUAUGUGCCCUGUGAUCAAUUUCAAGAUUACGUGAAAGAAAAGAAGCCAAAUCGUCAAGAACAUUCAAAGGCCAAGAAAGAGCAGAUCCAAAUUAACAGUGCAAUAGAAAAAUUCCUUAUGAGGGAGGACAGCACAGAGUUAUCAAGGUUAUCAACAAAAAUCAAGAAAACAUAUUCCCCUAAGAGGGUUAGCUUCUGUGAUCCUGAUUUAGUAGAAAAAAAUCAUCUGGUGAUGUCAUCUAAAACAUCAACCCACUGGAAACAGCAGAAAACUCAAAGUAGCCCCCUGACCAAGUUGGAUCUCAAAAAAUGUGGCAAUCCUCAGGAGGGAAACAAAGGAGAAAAACGGUCUACUGAUCCACAGAUUCCGAAAAAGAAGAGAACCAGUCAAUCUGACCUCAAAGGGAAAAUUAAAAAACAAAAUUCAAGGAUAAAAUUAAACUCACACCCAUUCAGAAAAGUCAAAGUCCAUCCAGAAAAAUCAUUGCCAGAACUCCCAAAGAAAUGCAAACAGGUAUUGUUACUGCCGCAUAAAUUACCUAAAGCUUCUCAGAAAGAAGCUGAUAUAAACCUUGUGUCCUCUGCAGAUUUUCCCCAACAGCCAGUGAGUAACAACAACUAUGAUAAACUCACUUCAAAGAGCAUUCCUCUCAAACAUGCUCCAAAGCAGACCCCGUAUUACCAACAAGACACUAAAAAGACUCCUCCGCUCAGUGCUAAUGACUUACCUGUAGUCACCCAGAGGUCCAGGGAAGGCAACUGUCACCCUAAUGGCCUCAUUCCUGAUAGCAAUGCAUCAACACUGCCUCUACCCACACCCGUCAUAGCUGAACACAGGCAGGCAAGCUCUCAAUUUUCAAAUGAGCAAGUGGAAGGUGCAACUCCCCUUGCAUUGGAAGUGCCCAAGUAUUUACCAGCUACUUGGGAAAAUACAGAAAGUGAUGUUUUACCACCCAGCAUUUCCAGGGGGUCUACUGACCAAGGGGCAACAGAGCCCACUGAGCACAGGGAGCAGGACAAAUCCAAGAUCAUUGAGCCAAAUCAGUUUUCUUUGUCCCUGGGGAAUCAAACACAAUUUGUAGAUGGCCACAAAAUGGACACCAAUAAAGAACAUACCUUAAAUCAAAAUGAAACCUUGAAACAUGUAGAGCAACACUCAAGUCACACACAACUUGGAAAUGAGGAAAAAAUGUUGAUGACCAAAUGGAAUAUAUCACAUCAAAUUGUGGAACGCUGUAUCAUGGAUGAGGGAAAUGGUGUAGGAAUAAAACCUCCUCAAAGAGAAACUGAUGAUUCCGCUCUCAUUUCCUCUGAGACACAAGCCACAGGAGACCUAACUUCGAUGAAGACAAAUUCUAUUCCAUACCAAAAUAGAACAGAGAUUCCCAAAGAUGUCAGUACUUCUCUUAGUACUCAAGCCAUUUGCAAUCCAACCAACAGUGACAAAAAAGAAACUGAUAGCACAAAUGCAUUGCCCAGAGAUGAUGGCACUGAAAUAUUAGGGAUAAAAAUAUUAGGGAAAGAAGAGAAUAAAAUGUUGGAUGGAAACAAGGCAGAUUCUAGUACAUUAAUUAGGACUGCACAGUUGACCUUAAAAGGUAGUAGAAAAGAAAUGCAGCAAACUUGGGAAAAUGGAAAAAGUGAAAAACAUAUGUUGUAUGAUUCAAGCUCUGCUGAGGCUACUAUUACAGCUAAGGAUUUGAGUAUCACAUGUUCCCCGGAAGCUGAAAAUAGUCCUCGUAGUGAAAUAGAUUUCAGAAUUAACUGUAAUUUGCAAGAUUUCGGAGAAGUUCAAAAUAUUCAACCAGAUAAAGAUGACAGAGCUCAUAAAGGAGGUGCAGUGGCAGUGCAGACACAUCUAGUGCUUUCCUCUUCGCCAGAGUUAAAAGACACGAGUUUUGAGACAAGAAAUAAGGUGCCUCUAAUUCCUUGAAGAAUAAAUGAGGCUGGAAGCUCUGCUCCAAAACCUACACUGUAUCCGCCAUCUGCUGAUUGUGCUAAUCCCUCACCUUUAGAGGCAGAACUCAACUAA